CGUGACAUCUUUCCACUCUGCUCGUUGACAAGGCACCUUAAAAAGGUGUAUUCUUUUAAAAUCUUUCAUUGUUAGUCGCACCGUCGUACCUGUACGGGUGAGCCAUGUAUUGGAAGUUGACUUUGCUAAUUUUGGUCUCGGUAUUCCAGCUUGAUCAUGGACGAGCUCAGCAAGGAUGCUCCAACAUUCCUAACAGUCUUCGGUUCGACUGUUACCCGGAAGGCGACGCAAACGAACAAUCUUGUGUGAACCGUGGAUGUUGCUGGGCCAAACCAACCAUUGAGGAGGAGAACGUACACGUACCCCUCGAUAUACCAUAUUGUUUUUAUCCAAACGACUAUGGUUAUCAAGUUGUGAACAAGGAGAAGACUCAAACUGGAUAUCUGCUGAGUCUCACAAAGAAAGGUCAUCCGGGACCGUAUGGAAAUGAAAUCGAAAAUUUGGCGGUGGAUGUUCGCUUCGAGACCAAAGAUCGACUACAUUUCAAGGUGUAUGAUCCAAAUAACAACAGAUAUGAGGUUCCUAUUGUGACACCAAAAGUUGAAACAGAAGCAACCUCACUGGACUAUUCUGUUACUGUCACUAACUUUCCAUUUGGGAUUGCUGUUACAAGAAAAUCUUCAGGAACUGUUGUUUUUAACAGCUCAGUUGGAGGAAUGACAUUUGAGAAUCAGUUCCUUCAGAUGUCUUCUCUGUUGCCCUCUGAUGUUUUAUAUGGUUUGGGCGAACAUUCAGCUCCAUUGUUACUUGAUGUCAAGUGGCAAAGAGCAUCACUGUUUGCAAGGGAUGUGGCAACUCCUGAGGGAUUCAACUACAAUUUGUAUGGUGUUCAUCCAUUUUACGUUUCAUUGGAAAGAGAUGGAAAUGCUAAUGGAGUCUUUCUUUUGAACAGUAAUGCUAUGGACAUUGUUCUGCAGCCUACACCUGCCAUAACAUUCAGGACAAUUGGAGGAGUACUGGACUUUUAUGUUUUCCUUGGACCUACCCCAGAUCUAGUUGUCCAGCAGUACACAGAGGUUGUAGGGAGACCAACCAUGCCACCAUAUUGGGGUCUUGGAUUUCACCUGUGUCGCUGGGGAUAUGGGAGUUUAAAUGGAACAGAAACAGUAAAUGCAAACAUGAGGAGGUAUGGGAUUCCACAGGAUGUCCAAUGGAAUGAUAUUGAAUAUAUGGACAGACACUUGGAUUUCACUGUGGAUCAAAGCAAAUGGAGUGGGUUGGGUGAUUUUGUGAAGAAAUUACAUAACAACUAUCAUCAACACUACAUACCUAUUGUGGAUCCAGGUAUAAGUUCCGAACAACCCGCAGGCCAGUAUCGACCAUAUGACAUUGGCCGUAGCAUGGGCGUGUUUGUCAGUUCAUCCAGUGGUGAACCUAUUAUUGGCAAGGUAUGGCCAGGAGAGACUGUCUUUCCAGACUUCACUUACCCAGUGACGCAGUCGUACUGGGAUCAGAUGCUGACCGAGUUCAGGGAACUCGUCGAAUUUGACGGACUUUGGAUCGACAUGAAUGAACCAUCAAACUUUGUUGAUGGCUCAACUAAGGGAUGUCCAGAAACUUCCCUGGAUAAUCCACCUUAUGCGCCUCACGUGUUAGGAGGCACUCUCAAAGGCAAGACCUUAUGCAUGUCAGCCAGACAUCACAACUACUCUCAUUAUGAUGUCCACAGUUUGUAUGGACUCACAGAAGCGAAAAACACAAUGAGUGCGCUGGAGAAAAUCCGUGGGAAGCGGAGUGUUGUGAUUUCACGCUCAACAUUUCCCAGCGCUGGUCUUCAUGGAGGUCACUGGUUAGGCGACAACACUGCUUCGUUCAAUGAUUUAUAUCUCUCCAUACCAGGAAUAUUAAACUUUAAUUUGUUCGGCGUUCCCCUGGUCGGAGCAGAUAUUUGCGGGUUUAACGGAAACACCAACAAAGAACUGUGUGGAAGAUGGAUGCAACUUGGAGCUUUCUAUCCAUUCUCGAGAAACCACAACACCAUUAAGGCCAAUCCUCAGGACCCUGCUGCCUUUGGAGACGACUUUGCGCAUAUGGCACGUGACGUGUUACUAACCCGUUAUGCAUUGUUGCCGUAUUUGUACACGUUGUUUGCGCAUUCGCACAUGCGAGGAAGUGCCGUGGCUAGGCCUCUUUUUUACGAAUUUCCAAGUGACAGUCAGACAUAUGCUAUUGACAAGCAGUUCCUCCUUGGUCCAGCCUUGCUGAUAACACCCGUUUUAACACAGGGAUCUACAUCCGUCACUGGCUAUUUUCCAGAUGCCACCUGGUAUGAUGGAACAGAUGGUUCUAUUCUACAGACACAAGGGGGUAAGACUCACACGUUAUCCGCCCCCUGGGAUAAAAUCAAUUUUCACUUCAGAGGAGGAUACGUGAUACCAACGCAAAUGCCAAACAUCACCACAUAUUACAGCCGUCAGAAUCCAUUCCAAUUGACCGUCUGUUUGUCGUCGUCCGGGGAGGCCAUGGGAGACCUGUUUUAUGAUGAUGGAGAGUCUCUGGAUCCUAUUGUCAGUGCUCCAUAUUUAUACGUGAUAUAUGCAGUUUCCGAGGGGACGCUUAAGGCAACAGUGGACCCCAAGAGUUCGUACCAUCCCGAACCACUACUGAUGAACUUGGGAGUGUUUGGUGUCUCAUCAGCUCCCAAGUCCGUUACUGUGAAUGAUCAUCCGAUAGAGAGCUUCUCCUACAGCGCCUCAACUAAGGUGGUUAGAGUAACCGAUCUCAAGCUACCCAUGGACAAAGGCUUCACUAUCCAGUGGUCAUGAACAAAUGACGCGAUCCGGCAAGGCAGCCUCAAGAAGGGCGAAGAGUUAGAAUCCACUUGCGAAAUAACGAAUUGUAUUUUUCUACAAUUGAAGGAAAUGAUCCUGUUUUCUUGUCAUGGCAGUUUUCCUGAGUCGUUCUUAUUUUGGGAGAGAUUUUAAUCUAGCGGUCGUUCAGCAAAGGAUAACUUUUCAAGUUGAAGCCCAAAUCCCGAAGUUAUCCAGUUUAAAUGAUAUUAUAAAAUUAAAAGUUUAUUAGUUGAAUUCACAAUUUUGGAAUUUCGUUAAUGAGGCAUUAGAUGCCAUUCUUAGGGAUGAGAUCUUGGUUCAUUUUUUAUCGAUAUGAAUUAAUAUUAAAACCAUUUUUUUAACAAAAAAGGGUUUUUUAAGAAUUGUGACUGAAAUUUAGUUUUCAAUAAGGCAAUUAUGGCGUAGAGUUUAAAAGAAUGUUCAGUUACAAUGAUCAAAUAAAAAAUUGUUUUAGUGCUUUUAGAA
This is a messenger RNA of Pocillopora verrucosa, 3257 nucleotides long. RefSeq names its product lysosomal alpha-glucosidase-like. Gene Ontology annotation, biological process: carbohydrate metabolic process. The record is from RefSeq and is a predicted model, not a curated record. Gene Ontology annotation, molecular function: alpha-1,4-glucosidase activity; carbohydrate binding. Lineage: Eukaryota; Metazoa; Cnidaria; Anthozoa; Scleractinia; Pocilloporidae.